Argiope bruennichi is the source of this 1421-nucleotide messenger RNA. RefSeq names its product gastrula zinc finger protein XlCGF8.2DB-like. The transcript has a single exon. Bases 23 to 973 code for a protein of 316 amino acids. Gene Ontology annotation, cellular component: nucleus. The record is from RefSeq and is a predicted model, not a curated record. NCBI's taxonomy places the organism in Eukaryota, Metazoa, Arthropoda, Arachnida, Araneae, Araneidae.
UGAAGAUAGUCCUGAUUAAAGAAUGGAGGAGCUGAGGUGUCUACACUGUAAUGAACGAUUUGAUCGUGAACAAGGACAUCGCUGCUCAAAUAGCCCGUGGGUGCUGGGAAACCAGAUAUUGCAGGAUAUUCAGGAUGAACUAAAUUUUGAUGAUAAUGAGAUUAUUACUUCGGUGAGCGAACAAUUACCUGAAUUAUCAACAGUCUGCACUGAAAUAUUGGACAGAAUUUCUGAUCCUUACACUGAUUCCAACUUAUCGAAAGAAGUGACAUUUGGAACUGAUCAACAAAUCGGAUCAAGUCCGGUUUCAUUUCCAGAAAAAUCUGAGCCUUCCAAUAAACAAAUUGUAAGUGAUGUCCAUGCUGUUCCUGGUCCUUCCCGAUUGGCCUUAAAUGAAAGCGAAGGAAGUUUGUGUCAGAGAGAAUUCCAACCCAAACCAUACCAUUCUGUGCCUACUGAUGUAAAAGUGUGGAAAUGCAACGUUUGCCAUAUAGUACUCAAAACCAAAUAUAAUUUAAAAAGGCAUAUGCAAAUCCACGAAGGAGAAAAAACUCACAGAUGUGACUUUUGUGAAAAAUCGUUUCAUCAAAAGAGUAAUCUGCAGAUACACGUCAAGACGCAUACGGGUGAUAAACCAUUUCCUUGUGAUGUUUGCGGGAUGCGAUUUAGAGCAAAUUAUUAUUUAAAAAGGCAUAUGCAAAUCAAUCAUGGAGCAGAACCACACAAAUGUGACAUUUGUGGAAAAUCAUAUGCACAGAAGCAGGCUUUAAAUGUGCAUUUUAGAAGCCAUGCGGGAGAUAAACCAUUUUCUUGUGAUGUUUGCGGUAAAGGAUUUACACAAAAAUGGGAAUUGAAUAGACAUAUGAAAAGCCACAUUCGAAACCAAUUUUCGUGUGAAAUCUGCGGAAAAUCAUUUACACAAAGGACUUUUUUAAGAUGGCAUUUUUGCAAACACACAGACGACAAACAUUAAAAAUGGGACAUUUAUGAAAAGAAGUGUUUGUAUAAACGAUGUCUACAAAUCAGGAGGAGAUUUAUCAAUAUAAGUAAAAGAAGAAUCUAAAAAAUAUCGUUAACAAACCGAGCAUCAUUCGGAAAAAAAGGAAACAAAAAGCCCCAUUGCGGAAGUUUUUCUAGAUAUAUAUGUUUUACUUAUCUGACCUCUUUGUUCCAUCAAUUUCAUUUGAAUAAGAUGUAAGAGUAAUUUUUUAUUGACAUUUUAAAGAAACGAAUGUUUUAAAUUUUAUUUGUAUAACGAAUAUGAAUUCAAAAUCGUUGAAAUGUUUUAUUGAAUAUUUGACACUAUUCUUAGGAGUGUUUCCUUAGAAUUGCUAUUUUUAAUUCUAUAUGUUAGUAAAAAAUAUGACAUUUUGCAUUUAAUUUCAAUAAUAAUAUGAAUUUUCAUAUUAUAAUGUCAUAUA